AUGAAGCUUUCCUUCUCAGUUCCUUCAUCCAAACCCCAAUCCAAGCCCAAACCCGUCAACACCUUCGACGACACUUCCACCGCCCAAAACGACACCGGCAGAUCCAAACACCUCAUCACCGAAUUCGAUCCUUCCAAACCUGCUCCAUCUCUCGCCCCCAAAACCCUAAUUCCCCCAAUCCAAAACCAAUGGAAACCCUUCAAGAAGAUGAAGAACCUCCACCUCCCCACCACCGACCCCGAAUCCGAAGCCCUCACAUUCGAACUCCACGCCGCCGACGAGCAACCCGACUCCGACGUCUCCUACGGCCUCAACCUCCGCCCCGUCAAAAAAAGUGAGCAAAACAAUGACACCGCGCUUCCGCCGCCGUCUUUGCGCCGCGUUCCGGUGGAGAGCACGAUGCUGCAGAAGCUGAAGGACGACCUGCAGAGGCUGCCGGAGGACCAGGGGUUCGACGAAUUCAAGGAUGUCCCGGUCGAGGGUUUCGGCGCGGCGCUUCUCGCCGGGUACGGGUGGAAGGAAGGAAUGGGGAUUGGUAAGAACGCGAAGGAGGACGUAAAGGUUGUGGAGAUCAAACGGAGAACUGCCAAGGAAGGAUUGGGGUUUGUUGGUGAUGCUCCUGCUGCUAUGGUUCGGGGCAACAAUGUCAAGGACAACAAGGACAAGGACAAGGAGAAGAAUGAAAAGGAGAAGGUUGUUAGGAUUGUUGGGGGAAGAGAUGUUGGACUGAAAGGUAGUGUUGUGUCUAGGAUUGGGGAUGAUUAUAUUGUUUUAGAGCUUUCUAGGAGUGGAGAGAAGGUGAAGGUGAAGGUGGGGGAUGUUGCUGAGUUGGGUUCUAAGGAGGAAGAGAGGUGUUUGAGGAAAUUAAAGGAGUCGAAGACUCAGCGUGAGGAUAAAGGGUCGAAGAGGAAGCACGGCAGGGAUGAGGUGGAGGAGAAGAGAGUGGAUGCUAGUAGGAGGGAGGAGAGGCGAGGGGUGGAUAGCCAGAAUGGGGUUGAGGAGAAGAGAGUGGAUGCUGGUAGUAGAGAGGAGAGCAGAGUGGUGGAUCAUAGGAGGGUUUCUUGGCUUACAAGUCACAUUCGGGUGAGGGUGAUUAGUCGGGAUUUGAAAGGAGGGAGGUUGUAUUUGAAGAAGGGGGAGGUUCUGGAUGUUGUUGGGCCUACCACUUGUGAUGUAUCUAUGGAUGAGAGCAGGGAGAUUGUUCAAGGGGUGUCCCAAGAUUUUUUGGAGACGGCAAUUCCAAAACGUGGGGGACCUGUGCUUGUGUUGGCAGGUAAAUACAAGGGUGUUUUUGGGAGUCUGGUGGAGAGGGAUUUGGACCGGGAAACUGCGAUUGUUAGGGAUGCUGAUACCCAUGAGCUGCUCAAUGUGAAGCUUGAACAAAUUGCUGAAUAUAUAGGGGACCCAAGCUUAUUGGGACAUUGA
This is a messenger RNA of Sphenostylis stenocarpa, 1425 nucleotides long. The record is from the annotation of a GenBank genome assembly. NCBI's taxonomy places the organism in Eukaryota, Viridiplantae, Streptophyta, Magnoliopsida, Fabales, Fabaceae.